AUCAUCAUCAGUCUUCUUCAAGCCCUCUUCUAUCCCUUUUUUUUCCCUUCUUUCAUACAAAAAGAAAAAAAGGGUAGAAAUGGCUAUUGAGAUUGAACAACCUCGUGUUGGAUUAUCAAAAGUUGCUGUUUCCAAAACUCACGGGGAAGAUUCUCCAUAUUUUGCAGGGUGGAAAGCUUAUGAUGAAAACCCUUACCAUGAAACAAGCAACCAGUCGGGUGUUAUACAGAUGGGACUGGCUGAAAAUCAAGUGUCAUUUGAUUUGUUGGAGAAAUACUUGGAAGAACAUUCUGAAGCAUCGAGCUGGGGAAAAGGAGCUCCUGGUUUCAGAGAGAAUGCUUUGUUCCAAGACUACCAUGGAUUAAAAUCUUUCCGACAGGCGAUGGCGAAUUUCAUGGAGCAAAUUAGAGGGGGAAGAGCAAAAUUCGACCCUGAUAGAAUCGUCCUAACUGCUGGUGCAACCGCAGCUAAUGAGCUUUUAACAUUCAUUUUAGCAGAUCCUGGUGAUGCUUUGCUCAUUCCAACUCCAUACUAUCCAGGAUUUGACAGAGAUCUAAGGUGGAGAACCAGUGUGAACAUUGUUCCAAUCCAUUGCGAUAGCUCAAACAAUUUCCAGAUUACACCAGAAGCCAUGGAAGCUGCAUAUCAAAGUGCAGAAUCCAUGAACUUGAAAGUGAGGGGAAUACUGAUAACAAACCCUUCAAACCCGUUAGGUGCAACAAUCCAACGAUCAGCCCUGGAACAGAUUCUCGAUUUCGCCGUAAACAAAAACAUACACCUCGUGUCGGAUGAAAUUUACUCUGGUUCUACAUUCUCUUCAUCCGAAUUCAUCAGCAUUGCCGAAAUCCUCGAAACUCGUGGCUACAAAGACGCCGAGAGAGUCCACAUCGUUUACAGCCUCUCUAAAGAUCUCGGUCUCCCCGGUUUUCGAGUGGGAACCAUAUAUUCCUACAAUGACCAGGUCGUCACCACCGCCAGGAGGAUGUCGAGCUUCACUUUGAUUUCGUCACAAACACAACAUCUCUUGGCUUGCAUGUUGUCCAACAAGGAAUUCAGCGAAAACUACAUAAAGACAAAUAGGGAAAGAUUAAGCAAGCGAUAUGAUAUGAUCAUUAAAGGGUUGAAAAAAGCCGGAAUCGAGUGUUUGAAAGGCAAUGCCGGGCUGUUUUGCUGGAUGAACCUCAGCCCAUUGUUGGAAAAACCCACGAGAGAAAGCGAAUUGGCUCUUUGGAAGGUUAUACUGAACGAAGUGAAACUAAACAUAUCGCCUGGAUCUUCCUGCCAUUGCUCUGAACCAGGGUGGUUCAGGGUCUGUUUCGCAAACAUGAGUGAACAAACACUUGAAAUUGCACUUGAAAGAAUACAUAAAUUCAUGGAACAAAGAAAGAGGAACUAA
Messenger RNA from Gossypium arboreum, 1396 nucleotides. Its product is annotated as 1-aminocyclopropane-1-carboxylate synthase 7. Lineage: Eukaryota; Viridiplantae; Streptophyta; Magnoliopsida; Malvales; Malvaceae. The record is from RefSeq and is a predicted model, not a curated record. Gene Ontology annotation, molecular function: transaminase activity; pyridoxal phosphate binding. The coding region runs from base 80 to 1396 and encodes 438 amino acids. The transcript has 3 exons. Gene Ontology annotation, biological process: amino acid metabolic process; biosynthetic process.